Saccharomyces cerevisiae S288C is the source of this 885-nucleotide messenger RNA. It is a transcript of the gene RXT3, whose product is annotated as Rxt3p. Gene Ontology annotation, cellular component: nucleus. NCBI's taxonomy places the organism in Eukaryota, Fungi, Ascomycota, Saccharomycetes, Saccharomycetales, Saccharomycetaceae. The record is from RefSeq and is marked reviewed. The coding region runs from base 1 to 885 and encodes 294 amino acids. The transcript has a single exon.
AUGUCGGUAAGCGAACAAGAUCCUAAUAGGGCGUACAGAGAGACUCAAUCCCAGAUAUAUAAACUACAGGAAACACUACUAAAUUCGGCGAGAACAAAAAAUAAGCAAGAGGAGGGACAAGAAAGCAACACCCAUUCUUUUCCAGAGCAGUAUAUGCAUUACCAAAACGGCAGAAAUUCGGCCUACGACCUGCCUAAUGUAAGUUCACAGUCGGUUCUUGCUUUCACUGAGAAACACUAUCCAAACAAGUUAAAAAACUUGGGUACACUUUAUUACAAUCGUUUCAAAGAAGGGUCUUUUGAUGAAGACUCCACAAGUUACUCAGACAGGCACAGUUUUCCAUACAACCUUUAUGACAACACUCUUCCACCACCGUUCCUUCCAGCUAUCGGUAUUCAAAAUAUCAAUAAUAUUGCAACGCUAAAAAUAACAUAUGAAGAUAUUCAGGCAAGUUUCAAUAAUAUAGAAUCUCCUAGAAAGAGAAAUAAUGAGAUAUGGGGAUGUGAUAUCUAUUCUGAUGACUCAGACCCAAUACUAGUUUUAAGACAUUGCGGGUUCAAAAUUGGAGCGCCUUCUGGUGGCUCAUUUCACAAAUUGAGAAGAACCCCUGUAAAUGUAACUAAUCAAGAUAAUGUUACAGGUAACCUUCCCCUACUGGAAGGCACACCUUUUGAUCUAGAGGUGGAGUUGUUGUUUUUGCCUACUCUACAAAAGUAUCCUAGCGUAAAAAGAUUUGAUAUAACAUCGCGGGAAUGGGGAUCGGAAGCCACCGUUAUACACGAUGGACUGAGUUACGGUAUCUAUAGUAUUGUCAUUAAGCAAAGACUAGAUAGAGAUAAACCUCAUGAACCAAACGGGUAUAUUAAAAAUUUAAAAUGGACCUAA